CAGACGGAGUCGUUGGCCAAAGGUAUAACUCCACUUUCAAACAACUGACUGCACACCCUACAGGGUGAAGGAAAAAAAAAAACAAAAGAAAUCGCAAAGCCUGUCCUUUGCUCUCAUUGGCACCAGGAUAUAAAUGAAAGUUUAGACAAACAGAACAAGUUCAGACGCACAGACCAUGGAUCACAGCAAGACCUGGUUAGCUCUGGGACUCCUGCUUUGCUGUUAUAUGAAACUCUCCUAUGGGAUUAUUCCAGAGGAAGAACAAGAUCCAUCCUUCUGGAAUGUGAAAGCCAAGCAGUCUCUGCAAAAUGCACUUGAGCUGAGCCAUAAUUACCACAAAGCCAAAAAUCUCAUCCUGUUUCUUGGAGAUGGAAUGGGAGUCCCAACAGUAACAGCAGCCCGGAUCUACAAAGGGCAACUCAACAAUCAGCCAGGAGAAGAAACAAUUCUCGCUAUGGAUAAGUUUCCGUAUGUGGCUCUUUCCAAGACCUAUAAUGUUGACCACCAGGUGCCUGAUAGUGCAGGCACUGCCACAGCCUACUUGUGUGGUGUAAAGGGAAACUACGGAACCAUGGGACUUAGUGCAGCAGCCAGACGCUUUCAGUGUAACACCACCAAAGGGAAUGAAGUCUACUCUCUGCUUCACAGGGCCAAGGCAGCAGGUAAAUCUGUUGGCAUUGUGACCACGACACGUGUUCAGCAUGCCUCUCCAGGAGCUGCCUAUGCCCAUAUUGCCAACAGAGACUGGUAUAGUGAUGCAGACAUGCCUGCCUCAGAACGGAAUGCUGGCUGCAAGGACAUUGCUUUCCAGCUCAUCAAUAACACCGACAUUAAUGUAAUCCUGGGUGGAGGAAGGAAAUACAUGACACCAAAUGGCACAAAGGAUCCUGAAUAUGAUAAAGAUUCUUCUCAAUCUGGAAUCCGAUUAGAUGGCAAAAACCUCAUACAGGAGUGGCUGAAACAAAGACAAGGUGCAAAAUAUGUUUGGAAUAAAAGUGAUUUUGACAAAGUGGACGUUAAAACAACAGACUAUUUGAUGGGACUAUUUGAACCAGGAGAUAUGAAAUAUGAGCUUAAUCGGAACAAUACCACAGACCCCUCACUUAUUGAAAUGACUGAAAAGGCAAUCAGAAUCCUGAGCAAGAACCCCAAAGGAUUCUACUUGUUUGUGGAAGGGGGGAGAAUCGACCAUGGGCAUCAUGAUGGCAAAGCCAAACAAGCCUUGACUGAGGCUGUGAUUUUUGAUCGAACAAUUCAGAGAAGCUCUGAGCUGACAAGUGAUCUGGACACUCUGUCUGUGGUUACUGCUGACCAUUCGCACGUCUUUACUUUCGGAGGGUACACAUUACGUGGAAAUUCAAUCUUUGGUUUUGCACCGGAAAAUUCUACUGACAAGAAGCCUUAUACUUCAAUUCUAUAUGGAAAUGGCCCAGGAUAUGCAUUGGAAAAUGGAAACCGGCCACUGGUGAACAUCAGUACAGCAGAGAAUAACGACUACACACAACAAGCUGCAGUUCCUCUAGAUUCAGAAACUCAUGGAGGGGAAGAUGUGGCUAUUUUUGCCAAAGGGCCUAUGGCUCAUCUUUUCCACGGUGUCCAGGAGCAGAGCUAUAUACCUCAUGUCAUGGCUUAUGCCGCUUGCAUCGAUCCUUACACUGACUGUCAACUUGAUCCUGCUGGAGGUGCCUCAACAAUUGGGCCCAGCUGCUUCAACCUCUCUGUGCUGUCCAUGUUGCUUAUUCUUGUCAAUGUCUAAGUGGAUUACUCAAGGCUACUUUGGAGUGUCUACAGCAAACUGUUAAUAACAACUGAAAACUACUGUAUUCAUUCAAAAAUGGCUGAACAAAUGUAACUGAUGUAACUGAUACUGCCCUACUAUACCUGCAGCCAUAUUACCCUUUUAUGUUCUCCAUUUGCCUAUUCCAGUUUCCUCAAAACCUCUUUUCUACUUCAAAGAAUGCAGAAGCUGCCCCACCUGCAACCUUCCAUUUUAGCAAGUUUCAUUAGAAACUGUUUGAAAAUAUCUCUUUUAUACAUUUAUCUUCUAGUGAUGCAUACAACUUAAUGUUCACUCUUUGUGCAUUUUUAUUUCUCCACAUAUGCCAAUACAGAGAAUUAGACUGCCUCUUAAAUGCUUUUCUUAAUUACCUGCAAAGAAUAGAUCUACUUCUCCAUAAACUGACAGAUAGAGAUGUACAGUUUAGUGUAAACCUGGUAUCACCUUCUGGUGUGGAGUUGGUAGAUCUUCUGCAUUGGCUUUCUCCAGAUGGUCCAGUUUGAUCCCACAUUCCAAAGGUUCCCAAAAACUCUAAAUUAACCAAGUCUACGUGUAUACACUACUGUGAUGGUCCUGCAUGCCAUUUACACUUUGUUCCCUUCUUCAGAUGGACUAGCUUGCUACAACCCCUGUCAUUAAUAGCACCAAACAGACAGAACUCACUGGCCUGCUGCACAUGCAGAGUGAUCAUCAGGCUAUCAGCAAAACUCAAUGCAUUUUUUUUCCUCUUAUGUUCCUUAACACAUCUAAUUCUUAUUUAUUGUUAAUCAAAGAAUUUUCAUUCCUCAGUGGUAAAGUCUCAGAGAUAGUAUAUAAUCUGGAUCAUCAGUUUUGCCAGCACUUCUGUCCAAGUGUCUGCAGGAUGGUUGAUAGCCUGAAAGCUUUAAGAAGUCAGCUUUCCAUUAUCUGUUCAAGUGAGGCAGCACUUUGUAAACUGGGAGAACAGUUACUAAUUCAUGAUCAUAAAGCAAAACCUGCAUUAUAAAUGUAAACUUUGCCCCAGUUUUACAAUAAAAAGAGUGGUGCUGCUUAAAA
Molecule: messenger RNA, 2812 nt
Organism: Erpetoichthys calabaricus (reedfish)
Lineage: Eukaryota; Metazoa; Chordata; Cladistia; Polypteriformes; Polypteridae
Product: intestinal-type alkaline phosphatase-like
Exons: 11
Coding region: 176-1756 (526 amino acids)
Biological process (GO): dephosphorylation
Cellular component (GO): plasma membrane
Molecular function (GO): alkaline phosphatase activity
Source: RefSeq, a predicted model, not a curated record